GGAGGAGGAGGCACAAGAGAGGGAGGAGGAGAGGGAGGAAGAUGUUGAGGGGGAGGAGGCGGCGGGUCUCCGGAUAGUAUCACAGACCGUGUUCCCGGCAAGGGCUGCACGGCAGAUCAGCGGAUCUGCAUCCACGGCGGCGACGUCCUUUUUCGCGCAGGGGCGGUCCGCGCGGCCUGGGGGGCCCAGGCGGCCCGUGGGCGUAAACAAAAAAAAAACAUGCGCGGCGUCGAGCUCCUCAAGGCGAAGUCAGUGGGGUGGGGAGGAGGAGGAGGAGGAGGAGGAGGAGGAGGAGGAGGAGGAGGAGGAAGAGGUGGAGGCCGUCCAAUGCUCUCUCGCAAGACCGGUUGGGCGGGCGGGCGGUCCGCCGAUUCUGGCCAGGCCCGUGCUGGGCCCAGCCAAGAGGAGGGCCCUGCCAGGAGGGCGCUGGCGUCGAGCCUGGGCCCAAGAUGGGCCUGGCCUGGACUGGUGCAGGCGCACACUAGGCGCACUCCGAUCUGGAAGCUGCGGAAACUCGCUUGGGGCCUGAAGGAAGGAGAGAGCUGGGGAGAGGGUGGCGGACCUGCUUUUGCGCUUCGAGAAAUCGCUAAAAGCGGCCCGC
Molecule: messenger RNA, 601 nt
Organism: Prorocentrum cordatum
Lineage: Eukaryota; Dinophyceae; Prorocentrales; Prorocentraceae
Source: the annotation of a GenBank genome assembly